UCGUCAUGUAAUGAUAUUACGGUCGUGAUAUUAUGUGCAGCAUCCUCAGCCUUAAUCGGAUCACGGAAAGGUCUUAAAAAAAAAUGAAAAAACAACCUUAGAAUCCCAGAAGUUAAGAAGCUCUAUCUGCACCCGAUUCAAUUAUUGGCCAAAAAUUUGAAGGUUCUCUUUUGUGCUUUUCUGGAGAAGAAGAUCAUGUGUGGUUUAGUAACGAAUCUGCAUCUGAUUGUAAGGCGCAUAGGGAUAUUAAUAAUAAUAUUCACAAUGUCUGCGGAAUCGAUGCGUUUCGACCUCAAAUCGGGCGCCACAAAAUGCAUAUCGGAGGAAAUCAAGAGCGACGCCAUGACCGUGGGCAAGUACCACGUCGUCUAUUCCAGUGAAGGCUUUCCCGUCCCUGAUACCCACAAGAUCAACGUCAGGGUCAAUUCGCCUCACGGUCAUAGUUAUCACUACGAGAGUCUAGUGGAAUCCGGUAAUUUUGCGUUUACUGGGGUUGAAGCUGGUGAUUACAAAGCUUGCUUUUGGACGCCUGAUCAUAAACCCCCGGUGACAGUGGUAGUUGAUUUUGAUUGGAGAACUGGUCUUGCUGCAAAAGACUGGUCCAACGUUGCUAAGAAAGGCCAGAUUGAAGAAAUGGAACUUGAGUUGAAGAAAUUGUAUGAGACUGUCUCAUCCAUUCAUGAUGAGAUGUUUUAUCUUCGUGACAGGGAGGAAGAAAUGCAACAACUCAAUAGAGCAACCAACUCCAAGAUGGCUACCUUUAGUUUCCUCUCGCUUGUGGUUUGCUUAUCAGUAGCUGGUUUGCAGUUAUGGCAUCUGAAGACAUUCUUCCAGAGAAAGAAGGUUAUCUAAUUUGACCACCAAUUUCCAUUUUUUGUAUUUUCUUUUAAUGUUUCAUAGGCUAUAUAUCAUCACCAAUCCAUUUGUUGGACUAUUCGUACUACUUGCAAAACUAGUUUUAAGCAAUUCAAGGUAAGUCCCUCUCAUCUUUUUGAGUUCAUGCGGUUGAAAGUUCUGUAGAAAACAACCUAUUUUCAAAAUGUGAAAAUUUGACUUGUUACGAUCUUUGGAUUUCUGCUGUUGUGUUUGUGAAAAUGUGAAAAUAGUUGCAGAUUGGCAUGGCAAAAUUUUUUCCUUUCCAAGUUUUUAUCAUAAUGUAUUAGUGCCAUAGUAUUUCCCAAGUCCAAUGGGGCACUGAAUGCCAAAACUAGAACUUUUUGUUAUCCGAACGCAUGUAAACUGAAUUCUUUCUUAAAAGCUCUUUAGACGGCUUCUCAAGCGCGUGCUGGGUGAGAGGACAAGAAAAAAAAAAAAAAAACUCAAGAACAAUCAGUAUAACUCCUGGUCUAAAAGGAGAAUGCUGCAUACUGCACUCUCAUCUCACGAUUAUCUUAUUAUAAUAAAGCAACAUUACUCAUCAAUCUUUAAA
This is a messenger RNA of Juglans microcarpa x Juglans regia, 1429 nucleotides long. Its product is annotated as transmembrane emp24 domain-containing protein p24delta7-like. Gene Ontology annotation, cellular component: COPII-coated ER to Golgi transport vesicle; Golgi apparatus; endoplasmic reticulum-Golgi intermediate compartment. Bases 196 to 852 code for a protein of 218 amino acids. NCBI's taxonomy places the organism in Eukaryota, Viridiplantae, Streptophyta, Magnoliopsida, Fagales, Juglandaceae. The record is from RefSeq and is a predicted model, not a curated record. Gene Ontology annotation, biological process: Golgi organization; endoplasmic reticulum to Golgi vesicle-mediated transport; intracellular protein transport. The transcript is spliced from 4 exons.